GUGAACACAGACACACACAGACGAGAUUGUUACUAAAUAUUCGAAAAUACAAUUUUCACACAAAUUAAAAAAGAAAAAUGAUUUGUAGAUUGUGCUUAGGUAAAUCAGAAGAGUUUUUAGAAAUCUUUGCGGAUGAUGGUAAAAUAGUCGAGGGAGAAGUCGUAGAGGUCAUAGAGAAUCAUUUCAAAAUUCUGGUUCAAUUCAACGAUAAUGUUUCUAAUAAAAUUUGCGUUGGUUGCUGGCAGUAUCUUAAUGAAUUCCAUCAAUUCUGGUUAAGCAUUAAAAAGAAGCAACAAACACUGCAAAAGGACUUGGCUCCUGCACGAAUAAAAAACGAUAAUGCAACUGCAUCUGAGCAAAUAAAUUCAACAUUUGAAUAUCAAAAUUCUACAUUGUGUGAACCUGAGCUGAUUAUAAAUGAUAUAAAAAAGGAAACAGAUGUAUCUGCCGAAGUGGAAAUGGAUGUUGCGAUGAAUGAUGACUCGUUACUGCUUCCUUUUGAUGCCAUGUCUCCUCCAAAGAAAUCUCCCGCGGCUAAGAAAACCGAUAAUAAUGUGGUACUGCAAGCCAUCAAAUCUUGCAUUAUCGAUGAAAAUGCAAUCCGUAAAAGUGCGAGAGAGCAUGGUAUAAACGACAGGACCUUAUCGCGAUACGUACAGAAAACGAAAGAUAAUUUUGAAGAUAUUUCGAAAGUGAAAGAUGAGGAUUUGUUGGAAUUCAUUCGUGUUGUUGGUACAAGAACUCCAUCAAACAUGGUUUUCUCUCCAGCUCAAGAAAAAGAACUCGUUGGAUACAUCCUGAAGUGUGUCACUCACUACUAUGGUUUGAGCAUCAAUGAAUUGAAAGAGCUGGCGUACCAGUUUGCAAGGAAGCUGUCUCUUAGGUACCCACCUGAAUGGGAUAACGAUUGUAAAGCGCAUCGUAAGUGGUACAUACUCUUCAUGCAACGGCAUAGCGAACUGACGCUCAGAACACCGGAGCAAACAUCCAUGAACCGAGUCAAAGCUUUCUGCAAACCUAAUGUAGACAAGUUUUUCGCAAAUUUGUCUCGGUUAAUCGAUGUACACAACUUUGACAAUUGUUCCAUCUAUAAUAUGGAUGAAAGUGGGUUUUCCACUGUGCCAACAAAAAUUGGAAAAGUCAUCGCUAUGAAAGGUGUGCGGCGUGUGGGAAAACUAGAAUCUGCCGAGCGAGGAACCAUGGUGACAAUGGCUCUCACUGUUGGUGCGAAUGGCGAUUCAGUCCCGCCGUUCUUUUUAUUUCCAAGCAAGAACAUGCAAUCAACUUUUUUGGACAAUGUUUCUCCUGGUACUGCUGGAUUUGCGAAUGAUUCUGGCUGGAUGUGCCAGCCAGAGUUUGUCCGAUACAUUCGUCAUUUCAUCAUGUUCCUGAAACCAUCAAAGGAUCAUCCGGUGCUGCUGUUGAUGGACAACCACGUUUCGCACAUGUCGGUGGAAGCUCUCGACAUUGCAGCUGCAAACGGUGUCCAUAUCUUGUCUUUCCCGCCUCACUGCAGCCACCGUCUACAGCCACUGGAUGUGUCCGUAUUUGGCCCAGUGAAGACUUACUAUAAGUCACAAUGUUCCGCUUGGCAAAAGAACAAUGCAAAUAAGGUUUUGGAAAUUCGACACAUUGCUGGGCUUGUGUGCGCUACAUUGGAUUUGGCUUUAACGCCAAAAAUAAUUAAGGCGGGCUUUGCUGCAACGGGCAUUGCUCCAUUCAAUCCCGACAUCUUCACAGACGCCGAUUUUGUUCAAGCUGUUGCACAAAAUGAGGAACAAGUUGCUUUUGAUGCUGGAAUCACCGAAGAUGACCAGCGACGCAUCGUUUUGGACAAUACUAUGGAUAUAGGACGCGGAGAAGAGGUGCUAACAUCCGAACACUCUACCUCGCGAUCCCGAUCUCUAAUGUCAUUGGUGACCAGCAGUUCAUCGAUUUUGGAUGAGAUUGGUCCUCUUCAGGCUGCUGCUCCAAAAAAGCCUUCGAAUCGUGGACGAAAGCCAAUGCAAAGUGCUGAACUGACCUCUCCUGAAAAUCAAGCUGUUUUGAAGGAAAAGGCAGCAGCAAAAGCAGCCAAAGGGGCGAAGAAGCCAACACCGCAAAAGCCAACACCGAAGAAGGCAACAACGAAGCGAGCAACACCGGACAACACCAAGCGAGCAACACCAUCACGAGCGGCCAAGCGCGUCAAACCAACAUCACCACCAUCUGAUGAAGAAACAGAUUUUUGCAUCAUUUGCUUAAAGCUGUUGCCGCUGAAAUUGACCGCUGCCAACUCGAUCAAUUGCAACGUAUGCAAGCGUCCAGUUCAUUUGAAGUGCGCCAACAUGCAGGCAAGUUAUUUCACUUGCAAACACUGCGAAAGUGACGUGGACGACGACUAGGAAUAUUUAGAUGACGAUGAUGAAUAAAAAUCGUUGUCAUUUAUGGCCAUUGAAGGACAUUUUCUUUUGUAUUUUUCAUUAUUUUUGCC
Anastrepha ludens (Mexican fruit fly) is the source of this 2473-nucleotide messenger RNA. RefSeq lists its product as uncharacterized. Bases 78 to 2384 code for a protein of 768 amino acids. Gene Ontology annotation, molecular function: DNA binding; zinc ion binding. The transcript has 4 exons. Gene Ontology annotation, cellular component: nucleus. The record is from RefSeq and is a predicted model, not a curated record. NCBI's taxonomy places the organism in Eukaryota, Metazoa, Arthropoda, Insecta, Diptera, Tephritidae.